Rhipicephalus microplus (southern cattle tick) is the source of this 1367-nucleotide messenger RNA. RefSeq lists its product as uncharacterized. The record is from RefSeq and is a predicted model, not a curated record. NCBI's taxonomy places the organism in Eukaryota, Metazoa, Arthropoda, Arachnida, Ixodida, Ixodidae.
UCUCCGAAGGUGCGGCGUCGCCGUCACCUAUGCAGAAGCAACCGCCCUCGGAACAGAAGGCGCUCGUCGUGGACCCCGAGUUUAUCGUCGAUUCGUCUCCCGCGGAGGAGGAGGACGAGGUUCUCGUCUUGGACGCGUCCUUGGAGGCUCGAAGCGCGAGCCCGGCGUCUAGCCUGCUGCCUGACUCCCCCAGGAAGGAGCACGAGCUGUUCUUCAAGGAAGCAGAGAAACGACAAGAAGGAGAAGAGCGCCUCGACCGACGUGUGGAGCGGAGGGAAGAAGUCGAGCAAGCCGCGACCGUCGACUCCGCGCUCUGGCAGCGAGGAGGCCUCCCGGGCACCACAGCCUCGGCGUUCCUGGUGCCGUGGAACCGGCCCGCAGUGCGGCAGACUGGUCCGCGUCUAGCGGCGCCUCCGGUGUCCUACGCCCCCGCAGCCGCAGCGGCUCCUCCGGUGUCCUACGCCCCCGCAGCCGCAGCGGCUCCUCCGGUGUCCUACGCCCCCGCAGCCCUCUACUCCUCUUCUUCCUCGUUCCAGUCGGGCGCAUUCCGGAAGCCCGAUGUUGUCACGUUCAAGGAUUGGAGAAAAGCUGCGAGACUGCCGCCGCCCGUUGCGCGGCCGGCGGAGGAUACGAUCAGUUGGUGCGGGGAUUUGUACCCGAUGGGGACGUCGAUGACGCCGCCCCCUCGGCCUUUGGUGCCGUCCUGGUCCGCGCCUCGGUCGUCGACUCUGCCGCCACUCUUCUCGACGCCGGCGCUACCGCGUGCACUGCCGGCGCCACGUGUUCCUCCAACGCGGCCAGCUGGGCUUCCGCCUUCGCAGCCAGCUGGGCUUCCGCCUUCGCAGCCAGCUGGGCUUCCGCCUUCGCAGCCAGCUGGGCUGCCGCCUUCGCAGCCAGCUGGGCUGCCGCCUUCGCAGCCAGCUGGGCCGCCGCCUUCGCAGCAACCAGCCGAGGAGUUCAUCACCGAGUUCUACCCGGCGGUAUGGCGACGGCCGAGGCGCUGUUUCAGCCCGACCCCUGAUCACCCCUUGUUAUUCUGUCGUCCGUAUGGCCAGCAGCGACCCCACGUUCCCGCGCCUCGACCCUACGUUCCCGCGCCUCGGCCUUACGUUCCGCCGCUGCCACCCUGCCUUGCCCCAUCGCUCUCCUAUCCCGCGCCGCGACUCUGCCUUCCCCCGCCGCGACCCAGGCACACGAUAAACCGGGAAAACCAGCCUGCCACGCAGUCCAGGAUGCAAAGACCUUGGCGACCGCCAGGAAGAGGAACGUUUUAGCGACUGUAAACAAAGCGAGGGAAUAGAGGGGGUAGCUGCAAGCAGCGGCACAGUCCCGUCAGCAAAUAAAAGCUCAUACUUGUGCGUUCUUAA